GGAGGAGGAGGAGGAGGGGAGUCCUGCCUCUGUGAGUGUGUGUUUGUGGCAAAGCGCUGAGAAGCAUCGGAUGCGCGCACACCACACUCAGUGCCAAAGUGGAGCAGCUAGACUUUUCUCUCCCCCUCUCUCUCUCGCGCUCUCUCUCUCUCUUCCUCCCCCUCCAUCUCCCCCUUUCCUCCCCCACCCCCUCUUCACCCCCUCCCUCCCUCCGCUUUGGCUUUCCUUCUUCUCCAGCUCUCUCUCCGGCUUGCACCUGUUUGAGUCGCUUUUGAAUCCGGCUCACCUCCAGCUCCAGCGUUUCCAGCCAUUGAAGGCGAGAAAGUUUUCCAGUCUUCUUUUUUUGUUUCGCUUUGGAGGGAGCGGACAUUUUGGAGGGGGACUCCUUCCCCUUUGAACCCACCCACCCAGCCCAUCACGAGCUCCUCGGUCCUUCCUUUCCUCCUCGCCGUCGCUUGAGCCUCGCCGUCUCCUUUCCAGACCAGGUCGUCGUCGUCCUCCUCGUCGCCCUCGCGGGCUCUUUCUCCUGAUCGCCUCCGCUCUAUGUUUUGACACCCAGCAGCCAUGUAUAGCAUGAUGAUGGAGACGGACUUGCACUCGCCCGGCGGAGCCCAAGUGGCGACCAGUUUGUCGGGCCAAGCCGGAGCCGGUGGAGGAGGAGGCGGCGGCGGAGGAGGAGGCGGCGGCGGCGGCCCCAAAGCCAACCAAGACCGGGUCAAGCGCCCCAUGAACGCCUUCAUGGUGUGGUCGCGGGGCCAGCGUCGGAAGAUGGCGCAGGAGAACCCCAAGAUGCACAACUCGGAGAUCUCCAAGCGGCUGGGCGCGGAGUGGAAGGUCAUGUCCGAGGCGGAGAAGCGGCCCUUCAUCGACGAGGCCAAGCGCCUGCGGGCGCUGCACAUGAAGGAGCACCCGGAUUAUAAAUACCGGCCGCGGAGGAAGACCAAGACCCUGCUGAAGAAGGACAAGUACUCGCUGGCUGGGGGGCUGCUGGGCGCGGGCGGGCCCGGAGGCGGCGGAGGAGGCGUCGGAGGGGGCCCUCCCGUGGGCCUGGGCGUGGGCCUCAGCCCCGGCGGAGUGGGGCAGCGCUUAGAGAGCCCCGGCGGCGGCGGCGGAGGAGGAGGCGGAGGCUACCCGCACAUGAACGGCUGGGCCAACGGCGCCUACCCGGGCUCGGUGGCCGUUGCGGCGAUGAUGCAGGAGGCGCAGCUCGCCUACAGCCAGCACCCGGGCGCCGGGGGAGGCGGAGGAGGCGGCGGCGGCGGCGGGCACCCGCACUCACACCAUCCGCACCACCCGCACAAUCCGCAGCCCAUGCACCGCUACGACAUGGGCACCCUCCAGUACAGCCCGCUGCCCAGCUCGCAGGGCUACAUGAGCGCCUCGCCCGCCGCCUACGGGGGCCUCUCCUACGGGGCCCAGGGACACCAGAACUCGGCGGUGGCGGCGGCGGCGGCGGCUGCGGCGGCGGCAGCCUCUUCCGGGGCCCUGGGCGCCUUGGGCUCUCUAGUCAAGGCCGAGCCCAGCGUCAGCCCGCCCGCCGGAGCCGCCCACGCGCGGGCCCCUUGCCCCGGGGACCUGCGGGAGAUGAUCAGUAUGUACUUGCCCGGAGGCGGAGGAGGAGGGGAAGGUGGGGACCCCGCGGUGGUGGCUGCGGCGGCGGCAGCGGCGGCGCAGAGCCGCCUCCACUCGUUGCCCCAACACUACCAGGGCGCCAGCACGGGGGUCAACGGCACCGUGCCCUUGACGCACAUCUAAGGGCGGCGGACUCGCGGACGGGCCCACGCGCGUCCCCACACCCACGCGUGCCUCCAAACCCACGCGUGGCGCCGUCCCCAGCCUUCGCCAUGCUCUUGGCGCGCCUCUGUGGCCGGCCGACCUAGAGAUGGACUGAUGGGACCCUUCCACGCGUGUCUCCAAACACACGCGUGUCGCCGUCCCCAGCCCUCGUGGUGUUUUUGGCGCGCCUCUGUGGCCGGCCGACCUAUAGAUUGACCGAGGGGACCCUCCCACGCGUGUCCGCAGACCCCACGCGUUUCCCCGUCUCCAGCUUUCGCCGUGUUCUUGGCGCGCUCCUGAGGCCGGCCGACCUAUAGAUGAACCGACGGGACCCUCCCUCGCCGUCCCCAGCCUCACGCGCCCAUCGACCCACGGACCACGCGAGAGACGCUGAGGGGAUGGAAAAGACGGACGGACGCUCUCUCUCUCUCCGUGGGCCCCCCACCCACUCACACACUCCCACUCGUGUCCCUCCACCGCCCUCUCCCUUGUUUCCCUUUCCUUUUGUACAGAAUCCCGGAGCACCACAAAGAGAGAAAUGUUUUGAUGGCGUUGUAAUAAUAAUAAUAAUAUUAAUAAUAAUAACUAUGAUUAUAACAAAUAUUCAUAUUGCUGAGGGUAAUGACAAGAGAAAGUAACCCAGUGCUGUAAUGCUUGCACACAAAUAGACUGUCCUCCAGUCCUCCUUCCUCUAUCCCUAAAGAAGUAGUUUCUGGAACUAGAAGGGGGAUUAUUCUCAUGCGAAUAAUUCCUUUUCCCUUCCGUUGUCGCCGUUUUUCAGGCACCUGUGUUUCAACGGAGGGUUUGGGGAGGAUUUUGUACAGUAUUUAUCAUUCACUCAGAAGCCAGGUUGGUUUGUUUUUUAAUUUGAUAAAGGAAUGGGGUGGGGAGGAUACAAAAGAAGGAGGAAAGAGGAAGAAAUAGGACAAGAAUUAAUAAUGAUUCCGAGGUUUAGGCGAUGCCAACUUUUCUGCCACCUGGGGAGCGUUAACUGCUCACCCUUCGGACCAUUUCUUGUGAAGACUUUUUAUUGCCUAAUUGAAGUAAAGCUAGUGCAACCGUUUAUUUCACAAGUACCAAGGAUGCAAAUCCAAAAUUACUUUAAUUUCUUUUUUUGUAGUUCCUAUGACGCGGGGUUAUUUUUUUGUUUUGUUUUAUUUAUAAAGCUUUUCUGAGGUCAGCAACAAUAUUCUGGAUUUUGUAAAUGUUUAUUAUGUCCGCAUUCCCCCCCCCCCCCUUUUUUAUUUUUGUUAACUUCUUUGUAUUUUUUUUCUUGUACAUGCAUUGUGGGAUAAUUUUAAUUAAUUUUAGGCGUUACAAGGGAAUUCAGAAAUGUGUAUAUAGUUUACUAAAAAGCAUUUCCUCUGAAAAAAAGGAGAACAAAUAAAAAAUAUAAAGACGA
Anolis carolinensis (green anole) is the source of this 3178-nucleotide messenger RNA. RefSeq names its product SRY-box transcription factor 1 (gene sox1). Bases 565 to 1755 code for a protein of 396 amino acids. The transcript has a single exon. Lineage: Eukaryota; Metazoa; Chordata; Lepidosauria; Squamata; Anolidae. Gene Ontology annotation, molecular function: DNA-binding transcription factor activity, RNA polymerase II-specific; RNA polymerase II cis-regulatory region sequence-specific DNA binding. The record is from RefSeq and is a predicted model, not a curated record. Gene Ontology annotation, biological process: anatomical structure morphogenesis; cell differentiation; positive regulation of transcription by RNA polymerase II.